Molecule: messenger RNA, 1885 nt
Organism: Hevea brasiliensis (rubber tree)
Lineage: Eukaryota; Viridiplantae; Streptophyta; Magnoliopsida; Malpighiales; Euphorbiaceae
Product: nuclear pore complex protein NUP50A
Exons: 2
Coding region: 293-1588 (431 amino acids)
Biological process (GO): intracellular transport
Cellular component (GO): nuclear pore; cytoplasm
Molecular function (GO): GTPase activator activity
Source: RefSeq, a predicted model, not a curated record
ACGUGCCUUUGUGCUUUGCUCAUUGAGCUGAAAAGCAAAGCGCGAAACCCUUAGCAGUGCUCUCUGUAAUCCAUACACCCCAUUCCCUCAAAAAUCCCAAAAAUUAAAUAAUGAAAUAAACUAUUCCUAAUAAUAACAAGAACCAUUUUAUCUUUGGAUCUCUCUCAUCACCUCCCCCUUCCUCUUCCUCUCUUUCUAGGGUUUUGCUUCAGCUCGUCUUUGGCUCCCUAUAUCACAUUUACUCCAUCUCGUUGGGACAAGUGGUCAAAAAGUUUUUUGAGUUUGUUCAUCAAUGGGUGAUGCAGAACAUGCACUUCCACCUUCAAAGAAGAGAGCUGCUGGAAGGGAGAUCUCAAGAGACAACCCUGGUCUUGAUGAUGAGGAAGAUUCUGCAGAGCAAGAGACUGGAACUUUCAAGAAGGCAAGUGAUGAGGUGCUGGCUAGCAGACGAAUUGUGAAAGUUCGCCGCAAUCAGACCUCAUCAACCCCUUCAUCUAAUCCAUUUGCUGGGAUUCAGCUGGUCCCUCCUACUGAACCAACAACAACCCCUGCUGUGGCAACAGCUGAAGUAGUUGCUGCUAGUGAGAAAGUUUCAGAAGAUGGGAAAACUGAUGCUGGUGAAGAAACUGAAGGGCGUAAAGAUGAGACUGGUAAGGAGUCAGAAAGCAAGGUUGAAGAGCCAGUAGCUGAAACUGCUGCAAAGGUGGAGAUCACGGAGGAUAAGGAGAAUAAUAAUGUAGUCAAUGAGGCAACUGAAUCCAAGGUUGAUAAUGAAAAGCCAGCAGAAGAUGAUAAGACUGAGAAUGAAAAAGCAGUGGGUGGAGAAGAGACAGAGAGUAAAAAAGCAGCAGAAGGUGACAAGACUGAAAGUGAAGUGAAGGAUAAUGGUAGUGAAAACAUAGAUCCAAGUUCUGAAAGCACACGUUUGAGUUCAUUCCAACAGCUUUCAAGUAGCCAAAACGCUUUCACAGGACUUGCUGGAACUGGGUUUUCCACUUCUACAUUCACCUUUGGUUCGAGCACUGGUACCGGUUCUCUGUUUGGGCAGAAAAAUGACCAGCCUUCAUUUGGUUUUGGUCUUUCUAAUAAUGGUAGUUCUUCAAUCUUCAACACAACAGGGUCUUCUGCUGUCUCAAAGAAUGAGGGAACUGGUUUUCCAUCUAUGCAUGAGGUUCCAGUUGAGACAGGAGAAGAGAAUGAGAAAGUAGUUUUCUCUGCUGAUUCAAUUUUAUUCGAGUUUUUUAAUGGUGCCUGGAAGGAGCGCGGAAAGGGGGAACUCAAGGUGAAUGUCUCUACUGCUGGGACAGAAAGAGCCAGACUCCUUAUGAGAGCUAGGGGUAAUUACAGGUUAAUUCUGAAUGCAAGUCUUUACCCUGACAUGAAGCUCACAAACAUGGACAAGCGAGGUGUCACUUUUGCUUGCAUGAAUAGUACUGGUGAAAGUAAGGAUGGUCUUUCUACAUUUGCACUGAAGUUCAAGGAUGCCUCCAUAGUAGAAGAGUUCCGAGCAGCUGUUGCAGCAAAUAAAGUUAAAACGGCUACAGAUCUAAAGACACCAGAGAAUUCACCCAAGGCUUCGGAUGAGUGAGAGGAUCGCUGCAUCAAUACACAGAAUUCUUGUCCUUGGGCUGCUGUUUCCUUUUCUUUGCGGCAAAAGAGAAGAGCCUUGUUUUGGAGUCAUGCUUGAGCCUAUGUAGCAGAUCCUUUUUUAUUAUUUAACUUCAGUCUAGCCCUCAGGAGAAUGUUAUUAGUUUUAUUUUGGGUCAAUCCCAGGUUCGGACUGCAUAAUUUGUAGCUCAAGAGAGUUGGAAUGUUUGACAAUUUUAUAGUUGCUCCCUUUAAUAAGGGAUAUAUAUAAUAUCAAAUUGCAUAAGUUGCAUGUUGA